AUAUGUUGUGGCUUUUGGAUAGUACGCUACAGUUUGCAUGAUGGCAGAUGUACUGUCGCUAUUGCGAGAGUACCAUCUCAAUAGUCGACCAAUUGUUGAGACCCAAACGGAGGUAAUAUUUGGAGACUUUGCCUGGCCAAAAACCACUAAGACUAAUUUCUUGGUAUGGGGGUCUGGAAAGGAAGGUACUCCAAAGGACUACUAUACUCUUGAUUGUGUCGUGUAUCUACUAAGGCAUAUUGACCUACCUCACACACAGUAUGUGCGGCAAGCUGCUAGUGCUGGUCUUCCAGUCGUACGACUCCCGGAUCGACGUGAUCUUCUGGCCUACUUAAAGGGUGAAACAACUACUGCGCCAAAUAUUGAUAGAGCUGCACCAGUCGAUAUUUCUCUACGACGAGCCGUUUCUAAACAGACUGAUACACAUUCACACAUUCGAAGAGAUGCAACUGAUAUACUGGGCACAGAUGGCUUCAAUGUUGAUAUUGACACAAAACGAAUGAGACUUACGAGUGGUGUGGAAAGUCUGGAUGACAGUUUUCUAAGUCGUGAAUCUCAAGCCCGAUUGAAAUCUAUGGUACUUGAUGAAGAGGCGAUUGCACGCGAAAAGCGUGAUUUGGCUGCUAAAUUGGAAAACUCAUUUGGAAACCGUUCCUCCAGUUUUAUCCAAUCUGAUCAAACUAAAACAAGCACAUUACCUGAAGCUGUUCCACUAGACAAAAUUCAGACAUGGCGAGCUAAGUUCCGUGCCAUACAGCAACAGCGAAUCAAGACGGGUGAUGUAGAUCAAGCGUUGGAAAUUCCUGGAGGUAAUUAUCCUGGUCAGGAAGGAGAUUCUGGACUGUCAGCCUUGUCUUUGGAUGCUCGAGACUCUCGUGUUGGUCUUCAUAGCAUUAUACCUGGCGGCGAAUCUCAGUCUAUUAUCCGGAUUGAUGAUAGUACUCAUGGUCAAUUAUAUUCCGGUAGCUCUCUACUCAGAGCUUCACUUAUGGCUGAUGAAGCACCAGUACGUGCGAUUUUGGCCCGUGAGCGUCGUUGGCGAACCCGUGUUUCAGUUUUACAAAGUCAGGGUAAAACGUUCUAUGAAAACAUUGUUUUAGGAAUUUUGAGAAAUGUGAUCUUAAAAGAAGACUCACAUGCUGCCCCAGAUGCGAAGGCUGUUGGCAAGUUCGGUUACAUGGCUGCCAACAAUCAGUCAACACUUUUCCCUCAACCACUAGCUGUUGGAACUUACUACUCGAAACCUAAUGGCGCUACAAAUUGUACAAAUACCGGGUCAGCCAUGGUGCUCAGUACAGGACAACCUAUGUCAGUUUCUAACUCCACUGCACCACAUCAUUCGCAGAUGCAUUAUUCAAGGUAUGACCAAGAACGUUUUGCAGGUGGCCGUGAGGAAACUGCAGGCUUCCGUAUUGAUACCAUGGGUACAUAUCAUGGGAAGGCUUUGGCGUCCAUGGUUACUGUUGGUGCAGCUAGAUCUUCCCAGGAUAAUUCUGCUGCUGGUGCAACUCCUGUUCGUACACCUGGGACUGCAUCGAGGUCAAUAGGAAAUGAAACUCCAAGUAUUCCUUAUGAACCCCAACCUCUCAGAGACCCUCGGGCUAUUAGCUCAGGAAUUCCUUUGACACCUACUGCCACCCCAGAUCCAUAUCGUGGCUUGCGCUCUACUGCGGAUGCACGUCUUUCUGCUCGGACAAAGAUUAGAUCAUCUCGUAUUCCAAUUAUAAUUAUUCCCGCGGCACCAACUAGUCUAAUUACAAUGUAUAAUGCAAGGGAUAUUUUGCAAGAUUUGCGUUUUGUUAAAUCUCAGGAAAAGGAAGCUUCAGGUAUGCGUCGGGAAAACGAAAUUCUGAUUCAUCGUCAGAAAUCGGAUGGUCGAACUGUCCCCUAUCGUGUGGUGGAUCAACCGAAUAAGUUACUGCUGGAUGAAUGGAAUCGUGUUGUGGCUGUUUUUGUGCAGGGUCAGUCGUGGCAAUUUAAAGGAUGGCCUAUUAGCUCUGAUCCUGCAGUAAUUUUUUCACAGAGUAAGCAAAGUACCAUUGUCAGCUAAAUUAUCACCAAUGACCCUAUUCACAUAACUUUCUAAUCACGAUAUUUUCCAUACCUUCAAAUAUCUCUGAAAUAUAAUACCAUCGGGUACUUUUUUUACUGGAUUUUAUGCAUAUUCCUACUCCGACUGUGGCUGCUACCUUGUAGUUGGUGGUCGGGCUUGCCUGUCGUAAUAACCCAUUCUAGCCAAAUUGGCUGGGAUAUCUGUUGCUUGAGGUCCUACUAUGCCAGAAAGUUCGGUUGGAGAACGGGGUAACGAAAAGCAGCUAAUUUCAGGUCUGUUGGUCAGUCAUCCUUCCAACUGUAAAAAGAUGCAACAGCAGUCACGCAUUUCCUAAGUAUAACCGAUGUCUUCAGAGAACAUGCUGGUCCUAAAAAUAUCAAUGAGUUUUUUGAUCAAGUUUUAAAGUGCUGGUAGUAAACCUUUUGGAAUAAGGAGCAAACACUGCAUAGUUAAAUACUUCCAAAAAGGCUGUGUUACCUCUAUCAAACAGUCGUCCUUGCGAUAGGAGUAAAACUUUGGCACUGUGGUAGGUUGUAAUUCCAUUUUAGCCUAUUUAUCAAAAAUGUCAUCUGUUCCAGAUAUAUGGAAAAUUCUAUUACCCCUAGUCAUCACAAAGAAGGAGAGAAAAAUAAGAACUAUAUAAAGUCUGUCUGGAAGUUGUGGAGUUACCUGAUAUGAAUAUGGACAAUAAAUUGUGUCCGAAACGUUAUUCAGUAAGUGAUGCUGUUUCACUGUGUGACAUUUCUAAUAAAUAGACUAAAACGGAAUCCUCCUUGAGGUUUGUAAUAACGUUCAUACAAAUAAUAGAUCGGUUCCUUUUUCAGUUAUCUCAAGAAAAAGUAACCUUCCACGGUAUAUGUAGCCGAGAAGUAUCAACCAAACGCGUCUAGUAGUACCUGAAUCUUUUCUGAACACUGCUAAAAUUCAUCCCCAAUAUCUUCUACAUUUUCUUCGUUUUUUCUUGCUAGUAACUGUGCUCUAUGUUCACUAUUUUCUCACUCCUCACCACUUACUUUCUCAGCUCCAGUUUUUUCAAACCAUAUUCUAAACUGCAUAUUACGGCUUUUUAGUGUUUCCGUCCCAUCCUAAGUCAGAUAAAUAGUUUCCCUAGCCAGAACAUUGGAAUCUUAAGCUUUGCAAUUUUGCUGUUUCUAAUACAUACAUACAUACAUGAUCCAGUUGACUUAAUAUAGCCUAUGUAAGCGGGUCUUCACAAUUAUUCCUUUGAUUAUUUAAAGACUAGAUAUUCGGUUCCCCAGUGUUUCGUAAGUGUUGAUAGAACCUUAAUUCGUAGGGCGGAAGCAUCCUUUUCAACGGGAUCUCAAGUGACAGUCCUUUGUAUACUCAAUUGAAUAGUACAGUAAGGACUAAAAAGAUAGUGACACACUAGCAUUUUCUGUAAUCUAUGCUCCUGCAUCAGCCCGAACGGGCUGUCUGCUGACGAAAUCUCAGAUGGGAUACAGAAGGCCCACUGGCGAAAUAUCCGACUGCCUAUCAAAAGACGAGUAUUCUGCGUCGCUGCUUGCUCUUUCCUAUUAUGCAUUUGUGAGACAGCCCCUGCAAAUAAAUGUAAAGAGGCUACAGGUUUUCUCACCACAUAUGUCUUCUCAACAUUGGUGAAGUAUGAUAAAAUCACUGUAUGAGAGCAGUGCCGAGGUUAGUUGAAAGGUAUCGGAGGAGGAAGAUAAGUCGAUCGAUGCGGUUGUGAAUCCUCAACAACUGAGGUGGUUUGCACAUGCGUUAUUCAUUUCAAGAUACCGCCUACUCCAACGUGUAAUAUGAACCAAAAUACAAUUGGGUUGAAAGAAAGUUAAGGUUGGCUAUACUAAGAUAUGAUAGUACUUCACAAAUUCUUUGAUUUUCUAUCACAGCUAUGUAUGUAGGAGUAGACAGUAUGACUAGGAUUCUCAAGAUGAUAAUCACUGGGUGAAGAGACUUGGUGACAUGACUGAAGGAUGCUCACAAUAGUGCAGAUCUAUGCUCUCUUUAUUAUCUUAAAAAUCUUGAAUGUUUUCUUAGAACUUCUUUUACUUCUGUCCUCAGCCAUACACAUUUGCCUACCUUAAUAUCAAUUUUUCUAUCCACUUCUUUACAUACUACUUAAACCGAUUCACUUUUAACCGACGUCUUACGUUUAUUUUUCUGCCUAUCUGUUUCGUAGUUAACUAAUUAAAAUCUACUGAUCGACGUUUUUUUUAGUACAAUAUGUUAACUAUUGAAAUUAUAGAUAACAGUUUUUGCUAUAUAUAUCAGAUUCUAUGCAUGUUAAAGGUGAUAUUUGUUAAUUUUUUUUUUUCAUUUUCUGUAGUUAAAGGUUUUCAUUUAAAAUACACCAAUAUGCCGUUGGAUCCAAAUGUUGCUAAAUGGAAUGUACGUGUCAUUGAUUUGGAUCAACGACGUCAUCUAGACAAGGCUAAUUUUCAACAAAUAUGGGAACAGUUAGACAGGCAUAUUGCUAGAAAUAAACCAUUUCUACGUUCUUAGGAAAAAUUGUUGAAGUUACUUUUUGUAUAAAAAAACACAAGUUGUUUUGUUAUUUUCUGAUUUCAUUUGUUAAAUAAACUGUCUAUAGUAUUGU
This is a messenger RNA of Heterobilharzia americana, 4631 nucleotides long. The record is from the annotation of a GenBank genome assembly. NCBI's taxonomy places the organism in Eukaryota, Metazoa, Platyhelminthes, Trematoda, Strigeidida, Schistosomatidae.